Messenger RNA from Amphibalanus amphitrite, 1217 nucleotides. RefSeq lists its product as uncharacterized. The record is from RefSeq and is a predicted model, not a curated record. Gene Ontology annotation, cellular component: chitin-based extracellular matrix. The transcript has 2 exons. Gene Ontology annotation, molecular function: structural constituent of chitin-based larval cuticle. Lineage: Eukaryota; Metazoa; Arthropoda; Thecostraca; Balanomorpha; Balanidae. The coding region runs from base 188 to 880 and encodes 230 amino acids.
AAUUGGUAUCGAUGCAGGCGUCAGAUGACUGAUGGGAGGGUCAACCCAAUGACCGGCCUUGAAGCUGAACAUUUGGGCGGGGUCCCCUGCCGCCUGCCAUGGUAACGAUGCAGGACUGCAAUAUAUAAAUGUUCGUGGCAGUGGUGAUCGGCAGAACAUCAACACCUUCACACCGACACGUCUCAGAAUGGCUGCUCGUCUGGUCGUAUUGGGUUUGCUGGUCGCUGGCUGCCAGUGCUGGAAGCUCCCGGUCGUCAACCAGGGACGCCGGGCCCAGUACUACACGCAGCAGAACGACGGCUCCUACAGCUACGGCUUCGACACCGCCGAGGGCCUCUAUCAGGCCCAGGAAGGCGAUGACUUCAAUGAGGUGCGCGGAAAGUUCGGCGCCGAUGGCGGCAGCGUCGAGUACACUGCCGGCGUCAACGGCUACGUGGUGACGUCCCUCAAGGAGCCUAGUGCUCCCUCCACCAGGACCUACGUGAGCCAGACCCCCGUCCGCUACGCUACCCUGGAGGAGCUGGCUACGCACCCUGAGCAGGUAGAGGACACCGCCGAGGUCAAGGCUGCCAAGGCCACCUUCAGGGCCACCUACGAUGCCCUGGCUGCCGCUGCCGAGGCUGCUCCUGAUGUGAACAUCAUCACUGGUCCUGCCCCUGCUGCUCCCGUCCACUCUGUUACGUACAGCGCACCGGCUGUCCCAGCUGCCCCGAUCACCGAGGAGACUUCCUUCACAGCUCAGGGAGCUUUUGACGACAGUAAUACCGUCCCUGCCGUGCGCGCCAGCCACGAUAUUCUACACAGCAUCACCUUUGAUGACGUCAACCUGAUGGUUGCUUAUCCUUUUGAAGCGAGUAAGAUCGGAUACUCCUACGAAUAGAUCAAACAAUGCUUUGCGACUCGAAACAUCUCUGUCCGACAACUGGCGUGCAAGGCCAAUGCUUGAUAAUUUGACUACGCUGUUGUAGAGCUUUUUUUUUACAAGAUAUAGGUCCAGCUUUCGUGGUUUUGGUUGUUACCGGCACCGCGAGUUUCCUGUCUAUGUGUUUCUGUCGACCAAUCGAAUCUUCUGUACGAUAGUGUAAGUAAGUAAGAAUAUGUUUACAUAGGUAAACAUAUUCUUACUUACAGCAAUGUCUUUUUUCUGUACAUGCUUACAAUCGCGACGGCAUAUAAGCUCGGGUUGGAAUCAUGUGGCAAAUACAUUUCUCAGCGCA